Molecule: messenger RNA, 2603 nt
Organism: Gymnodraco acuticeps
Lineage: Eukaryota; Metazoa; Chordata; Actinopteri; Perciformes; Bathydraconidae
Product: butyrophilin-like protein 1
Exons: 18
Coding region: 48-2174 (708 amino acids)
Source: RefSeq, a predicted model, not a curated record
UGCCAUUGAAGACCAGUUUUGACCAGAGAAAGACCAAGUUCUCCAGGAUGAUUUUAAACACAGACGGAAAGCCCCUUAAAACUCAUCUGGGAACUCUCAGUGUUUUGGUUUUCCUUCUUCUCCUAACACACUGUAGAGGUCAGUCUCAGCUGAUUGGCUCAUCUCAGCCAAUCGUAGCAAACCUUGGUGAUGACAUCAUUUUGCCGUGUUACCUGGAGCCGGCGGUAUAUGCUGCUGGUUUGACGUUGGAGUGGACGAGGCCCGACAUGGACCCCAGAUUCGUCCAUGUGAUGCGGCUUGGUCAUGAACUUGUGGAUAAAAAACAUGAAUUAUUCAAGGGAAGAACUUCAAUGUUCACCGAUGAGCUGAAGAACGGAAACAUUUCCAUGAAACUCUCCAUCGUACAACUCUCCGAUCAGGGGAAAUACAGAUGUUUCAUUCCAGAACUGGACCAGCAAGCAUUUGUUAAACUGGUUUUUGCAUCAGGUCCUGUCUCUCCGCCUGUCAUCAGUUUAUCAGGGCUGGACGGUCAGAGCGGAGGAGUGGUGCUGCAGUGUGAGUCUGCAGGCUGGUAUCCGGAGCCUGAGGUGUUGUGGCUGGACGCUGAGGGAAAGCUCCUCUCUGCUGGACCUCCAGAGACAGUCAGAGGUCCUGAUGACCUCUAUACUGUCAGCAGCAGAGUGACUGUGGAGAAGAGACCCAGCAGCAGCUUCACCUGCAGAGUCCAGCACCACAACACCACCCGCACCACACAGACACACUUCCAUGUUCCAGAGGAUUUCUUUAAGCUCCAGUCCAGUUCUUCUUCUGUCAUUAUUGGUCUGGCCGUCAGUUUGGCUGUUUGCAUUCUGUUAAUGCUGGCAGUUUCUUUCUUCUUUCUGUGGAGAGAACACAUAUUCAAGACAAAGAGAAAGCGUUCGGAUGAAGAUCAGUUUCUCAAUGAAGGAGAAAGAGGACAGCUGAUGAAACCUGACGCUGUGCAGAUGGAGGCUUUGAAGGGAAACAUCGGAAAGAAGAGCAAAAAGAAAAAGAAAUCCAAGCAGCAGCUGCUUGAGGAGCAGAGGAGGAGGAAGGAUGCUGAGAAGGAAGUCCAGACUCUGGAAGAGCAGCUGCAGAACAAGAAGAAAGAGGUUGAAUCCAAACAGUCUGAGCUGCAGGAUCUCCAUGCAGAGAAACAGAGGAACGAGAAGGAGCUGCAGAGCCUGAAGGGAGAUCUGUGGAACAAGAACAGAGAGCUGGGGAGAAUUCAGAGGAGCCUAAACAGCAUUUCCAGAUUUGAUCAGACUUCGGAAAGAGAAGAAGAACAGAAGAAGAAGGCUGAAGCUGAACAGGAAGUGGACACACUGAAGAAGGAGCUGGAGAGCAGACAGAAGGAAACAGACACCAACAUCACAGAGUGUGAAGUGAAGGAAGCUGAAGUCCAGCAGCUGCAGGAGGAGGUUCAGAGGAUGGAGACCAGCCUGCAGACCCUGAUGGAGUCCAUCAACACGGAGCUGGAAAGAAGCCGAGCUGCUGAAGCCAGUUCUUCCUCCUCUUCACGGUUUAAACAGAAGAGAUCUUCCAGAAAUGAGUCUCAGGAGGAUCAGAAGAGGAGGGAGGAAGCUGAGACAGAAGUUUCCAUCCUGAAGGAGAAGCUGCAGAAUGAGUCCAGAGAGGUGGAGAGACUACAGGCUGAUCUGCAGAGAGGAGGAGAGGAGACGGCUGAGAAGAAGCUCCAGGAGGAGAAGAGAGGAAGAGAGGAAGCUGAGAAAGAACUGAAGGAUCUAAAGGAAGAGGUGGAGAGCAAGGCGCAAGCUGUUAGAUAUGAGGAGCAGCAGCAGGGCGUCAGCUCGGAGAAUCAGACCUCAGACUCAGGAUUUAAUAUUGAUGUCGACCAACGCUGCAAAUAUAUCUGGCUCAGAAACAAAUCCACUAAGUACAAAAAGCUGGGAGACUGGGUGUUAAAUCUGCAGGUUAACGACAACGAACCCAGCAUGUACACAUUUCAUCAAUCUUUGAAACUUGAGGGUGGAAGAGAUGUCACUAUGUGGGUUCAAGGUCAAGAUCAAAAUCGUUCUAACACUGACCUGGUGUGGUUUGAUCUGAAGCCCUGGAGCUCUGGAGACAGACUGAAGUUCACCCUCUACAGCAAAACUGGGGAGAAGCAAUAUGUACUCUGUAUGACAUCCACCUAAACAUAAUAAUGAACCUCCUUUGUUCUGCUCUGUUGAUCUUUCUCCACUUUUAUUAGAAGUUUCAAAUAAACUCUCAAUUUCAAAAACACAAAAAGCAGGACUUUAAGGAAGUACCUCACAUUGAGAUGAGAUGAGUCCUGAGAGAAAGUUCCCAUUAUAAACAUUAUGAACAGGAACAGCACGACUUCCUGCUCAAACACAGGUUGUUGUGACGCUCAGUGAAGACGAGGAGAUCAACCAUUUACAGACACACUUUUAUUAUUCUGAUAUUCAACAGUUUAAAACAUGUUUUGUGGUAAACAGAGCUCCCUUUGGUUGAUGGCCACUGCUUUUAUAUUUGACUGAAAAUCUACUCUUUUCGUAAAAAAUAAUAAUUUAGAAAUCUCAGAAAUGGAAAUGUUUGAAAUUGUGUUUUAUAUUGAUCGGUUC